Molecule: messenger RNA, 5285 nt
Organism: Sinocyclocheilus grahami
Lineage: Eukaryota; Metazoa; Chordata; Actinopteri; Cypriniformes; Cyprinidae
Product: myocardin-related transcription factor B-like
Exons: 15
Coding region: 205-2958 (917 amino acids)
Biological process (GO): positive regulation of transcription by RNA polymerase II; smooth muscle cell differentiation
Cellular component (GO): nucleus
Molecular function (GO): transcription coactivator activity
Source: RefSeq, a predicted model, not a curated record
UCCUCUUGUCAGUCAGAGACGGAGCCGGAGCUGAAGCACUGCAGAGAGCGCUGACUCUCGCUGAGAACUACACACCCACAAACAAUCUAGAGACAGAGCCGGUGAAGGAACUUGUCGGGAACGGUCUGGAAUCAAGCUAUACGCUGGGAAAUUUCCUGCCAGAUCUCGCCAUUUUGCCUCGGUCCUCAUUUCUCACAGCAAUCCAUGGGACUCCAGACACGGCAACUCUCCGAUCCGUCUCUCAGCUCCAUGGCCUGCCUUGAAGUGGAGACCUUGAAUGUCUGCAGGGUGCUUCAGUUAAGACUCCAGCAGAGGCGCACACGCGAGCAGCUCGCAGACCAGGGCAUCAUGCCACCGCUGAAAACACCUGGAGCUUUUCACGGGCAACUCAGAAGUCUGGAGAGGGCAAGGACUGUGAAUUUCCUGAAGCAUAAAAUCCGCAGCAGGCCUGACCGCGCUGAACUUGUUCGAAUGCACAUUUUACAAGAAACCCAUGCAGAGCCUUCUUUGCAAGCCACUCAGAUGAAACUAAAGAGGGCACGUCUAGCAGAUGACCUCAAUGAGAAGAUUGCACAGAGGCCUGGACCAAUGGAACUGGUGGAGAAGCACAUUCUGCCGGUUGACAUUGUUGGAGGACUGGAUGUUUAUAACUUCAAUGAGGACAGCAGUGAAGCUCUGUCUCCAGAGCAGCCAGCUAGUCAUGAGUCUCAAGGCUCUGCAUGUUCUCCUGUAGAAGCCAGACUGCCUGAUCCAUCCUCUGUUUCGCCUCCAACUGGCUCCAAACUCCAGAGUCCAGACUUCCUGAACAGAACAUCAGCAGAAGAUGGCCGAGUAAUGACUGCCACUCAGCUAGUCACUGCUGCUACUCCCACAAAGCCUGCACCCACCCUUGUGAAGCAAAGCCAGCCCAAACAGUCCAGUGAAAAGAGCCGAAGCAAGAAGAGUAAAGAACCCAAACCGCGAAUUAAGAAGCUCAAGUAUCACCAGUACAUCCCGCCUGACCAGAAGCACGAACCCAAUGAAGCACUGAUGGACUCAGCAUAUGCCCAGCUGCUUCAACAACAGCAGCAGUUCCUGCAUCUCCAGAUCCUCAGCCAACAGCAACAGCAUUACAAUUACCAGGCCAUAUUACCAGCACCACUCAAGCCAGUAGCUGAGAUUCAGAACAGCUGCCCCAACAUCAACCUAAGCACCAGCCCUAGUCUUCCCGCUCCCAUUAUGGUAUCUCUGCCCUAUGCGGCUCCUUCACGACCCAACAACACUGUGACCGGUCGUAAAACCGGGUCUCUGCCUACCAAUCUAGAUGAGAUGAAGGUGGCUGAGCUUAAGAUGGAGUUGAAAUUGCGUGGACUCCCUGUGUCCGGCACAAAGACAGAUCUCAUAGAAAGGCUUAAAGCCCACCAGGAGAGCUCUCAGUCUGCUACAACCAUGGAUACAAACAUCUCCAAAGCUCCUCUACAGCCUGACAGCAUGAGCACAACUCCCCCCUUUUCUCCUGAGCAGUCAGAGGCCUCCUACAUCAGUAUGGAGGACAGCAGAGAUAGUCCCACCAAAGCUCUAUGCAUGUUGUCUCCAGUCCAUCCACCAGCAGGCACUUCACCCCUCAAACCCACACCUGAAGACAUGACCAUGGACAUCAAGGUGUCCGAAAAAGACCAGCGCCUUCACGAGAAGGAGCGUCAGAUUGAGGAACUCAUGCGUAAGCUGGAGCAGGAGCAACGGCUGGUGGAGGAGCUGAAGAUGCAGCUGGAGGUGGAGAAAAAGAGUCAGCAGGGCGGAGGGCAGCAGCCUGAACCCAAUCCAUCAGUCCAGGUCAAAGAGGAGAACGGCAUCGCCCCGAGCUGCAACUCCAAGCAGAGUCCCCUGCCACAAACUACAGGUGUGAAACAGGAAGAGCCACAUGCUCAGCUGCACCACACCCCAGUCCAGCAGUUCUAUAUCAACACCCAGCAAGUCCCAAAAGUGCUGCAUCAGAAGACACUGAUCAACACUCAGCCUGCCACACAAAUCAUGCUGCCUAUCAGCCUGCCCAACAACCCCAUCAGCACGCAGGUGCAGGCCAUUCUCCAACCAACAUUGCCCAGCAUAAUACAAACACCUCUUCUGCAAACACAGACGUCCAACAACACAAUGUUACAACAGCAUUCAAGUCAGACACCAUCUCCACCUCAAGCUUUACCCAUAUGUGGAAGCUCGUCUUCUGGGUUUGAGUACAGGCAGCACCAGAACCAGCCCAUGGCAGACAUGCCCCAGUGCUUUCUCAACAACUCACCCAGACACACAAAUGGACCCAUUAACAAACCUCCCUCGCCCUGUCAGCUCAACUAUAUCUUCCAGCCAUUGACGUUCCCCAAUCACCAUAGCCCAAAGAGCAAAGACCCACCCCGUUACGAGGAGGCCGUCAAACAGACCAGAGGUCUACAAGCCACAGUGAAGGUUCCCACUGCUACCAGUCAGCACAUGGACGAUUUGUUUGAUGUUUUGAUCGAGAGUGGAGAAAUAUCCCCUCUAUCUAGACAGGAUCCCUCUCUGGACAAACUUCUUCCAGUGACCGCAAACAUCACCACCCUGCCCAUCAACACGGUGCUGUCUCGUCCUCCCCCGCAGAUACAUGUUGCCCGCACACCCAACCAAACCCAAGCACCUCCAUCCAGCCUGGUGGCUCUGGCCUCCGAUAACCAGUUGGAGGCCCUGCUGGCGGACGCUGAGCCACGGACCCUGAGAAUGAUGGAGGAGCUUAAAAACCAGCUGCUGGAGCGGCCCCACUCCCCAAUGGACACUUCAGAUCUGACCUUCACCGACACGCCCCCUUCCGCCCUCCCUCUACAAGAUGCAGGUCUCGACAACAUGGAAUGGUUGGACCUUACGAUUCCAGGACCUGCUGGUAUCUGCUCACCGACUGCAGUCUUUUCAUCUGAUUUCUUGGACUCCACUGAUUUACAGUUACACUGGAACUGAGCUCACAAAUGGAUGGAGAUUGGAGACAUUCUGAAAAGAUCUGCGGUGCGCAGUCGGACACUUACAGAGCUCAGUUGUUCAGACUUCUUGGGUUCCGAGGAUCUGUGUGCAAACCACUCAUAGUGUAGCAUCAGCUUUUCUCAAUUGUGCCUAUACGUGCAGGUUUGUGUACUGCUUUUGUCACCAAGACCUUUUUCAAGGCAGAAGAAGAAUGUAGAGACACUUUUUUUUCACCUGUAUAUUCCUUUUGUCCAUAAAAAUAAUUGGGAUCCAAACUUUCAAGCUCCAAAAAGUACAUAAAAGGUAGCAUGAAAUUAGUCUAUAUGACUUGACUGGUAUAUUCAUAGUCUUCUAACGCAUCACAAUCACUUUCUAUGUUGAAAAGAUCAAACUUUUAAGUCUUUUUUCACUCUCAAACCACACCAAAACAUUCAACAAUUCACAGACUAAAUUGAAUUUGACUUCAAGAACCUUAAAGUUGGCAUGAAAUUAAAACCACAUUCAUCCAGGCGACCAUUUAAUAAAAAAAAAAUGACCUCUUCUUUUUUUUUUUUUUCAGAAACCCAUACAUUUCACUCAGAUGUCACAAUACAAAAACAAAAAUUAAAUUUCAUCAUAAAUUUAAAUAUCAAACCUCACUGAAUGUCGCACAUCACAAGACCAAUCAACAUAAAGGCUUAAAAUCUGUACAUCAUACAAAAUGAUUCAUAUGGAUUAAUUUCAUGCUACCUCUAUAUUCGUUCUGAAGCUUGAAAGUUUUGGACGUCAAAAACAGCUGAAAAAUUCUUCAAAAUAUCUUCUUUUGUGUUCUGAUGAAGAAGAAAAAACAUCCAAGUUUGGAACAACAUGGAAGGUGAGUAAAUAUUGAUAUUUAACUACAGAGUUUGCAAUUGUCAGACAUUUGUGAUGGAAACAUUGUGCCAUGGUAAUUGUUACAAAUGUGGUGUCAUCUUCACUGAAGGAACCUGUUUAAUGGCUUAUUUCCAUUCACUACCACCUGCCAUGGUCAUGGAGCUGUUAACCAUUGCAUUGGGGUACUUGAAAUUGUGGCAGCUAAAUAAUAGCAUUCAAUUUCUAAACAUUCGAAAUCAUCCAGUGCAUGGACUGGGAAAAGGCCAGAACGAGUUUGUUUACCAAUCCCAGCAUGGGGCCAAAGAGAGGGAGGGAGAGAGGCACACAAAUGCCUGACUAGGGGCCAUUAUUAUCCCUAUCAAAAGAGUAGAGCUAGAGAUAUUCAGCUCUUGCAUUCUGAACUGCCACUGUUGCGUGUCUUGACCAGAGAAACAACACUAAACAGGACCAGUGAAAUUUCCAUAUUCAGAUGAGGCGAUCAGAAUUACAUCAGAAAGCAGCUGCGUUUUGAUUGGUCAGACUCUUUACUGCUGUACAGUAGAUGAUUGUUUUGGAUGCAGUUAAACUGCUGAGGCCCAGAUUCUCUAUAUUUCACAGAAUUUGAGCCUCUUUCUUUAUAACCACUGAAAUACAGGUAGCUGGCAGGUCAUUUGCCUUUGUUAAUUUACCUACACCUCAUCUACUCAGUUAUUUGUAAGAAUGGAUUAGUUUUCAGUCAAACUGUCUUUUUGAUUAUUUUUCUAUAAAAUGUGACAUUGUAGUGACAUCUGCUGGAACGUUUUGAAACAGACUGCUGAAUGAAUUUCUUAUCACCACUCCCUUCAGAUGUUUCACUAUGAAAUGUUUUUCUUCAGUGUUUGGCAGAUGAAAUAGCAGCUUUCUCUUUAGACACUAUGCGAAAAUAUGCCAGACAUGCCAAAUAGUGCACUUACUUGACUUUGGACUGAACUCAUUGACAAUCAGUUCCUUAUCCAAACAUGUUGUCAAAAAGAAUGUAUUUCUUUAUUUAGAAAUGUAAUUUCUAAAGGGAUUCCAUAGUUCUGUCUCUAUCAGAGACCCAGAAACAUACAAUUUUUCUGCAUUUAUGCAGUUCUCACAUAUAUUUUUUAUCAUGUUUUAUGGCUCUAUAUAUAUUUUUUAGUGUGAAAUAAGACCUGCGGUGGAGUAAAAUCCUAUCGCAAGACCUGUAAACCUGUAAAGACUAUUAGGAGUUGUGUGCCUUUUUUUCAACAUGCCUAUCAAUGUAAUUGCUCUGUUAUGAAGCGGUAAAGAGGAGAAAUAUUUGAAAUUUUACUGACCCUUUGAAGUGUGAUAUUGAUUGUAUGCCUUAUAUUUUGCACCGUGUAUAUAUUUUUACAAUAUACAUUUUAUACAAAUGUAUUUGUGCAACUGUAAAUAAUGUUUUGAGGUUAUCUUUGUACAUAUCUUUAUUGUAUAUACAGCCUUUUAUCAUUCAAAUGUUUCUGUAUUUGAAA